Cephus cinctus (wheat stem sawfly) is the source of this 3282-nucleotide messenger RNA. RefSeq names its product tyrosine 3-monooxygenase (gene ple). The transcript is spliced from 6 exons. Gene Ontology annotation, cellular component: cytoplasm; axon; perikaryon. The record is from RefSeq and is a predicted model, not a curated record. Lineage: Eukaryota; Metazoa; Arthropoda; Insecta; Hymenoptera; Cephidae. Gene Ontology annotation, molecular function: tyrosine 3-monooxygenase activity; iron ion binding. Bases 461 to 2173 code for a protein of 570 amino acids. Gene Ontology annotation, biological process: dopamine biosynthetic process from tyrosine.
AUAUGCAGCAGCAACCCGCCCUGAGGACGCAUUCGCUCGUUCGCUUCACCAAAGCAAGCUCGAAUUUCGUUCGAAGUUUCGCAAAAGGCACGCGGAGUAAUUUGAACUCGAGUCUUUGAAACAAUACGACAGACAAGCACCAGUCACUGUUUGUGGUCGUUAAUCGAGAUACGGAGUUCCUAGACCCGCGACAUUGUCUCUUUUACGUCCAAUCGUAAGAGAAGUCGGCGAAAAGAACGAAGAAACUUUGAACACGUUCAGCAGUGAACCCUUCGAUUGAUAAAGGAGGCAUCAGGCUGACCCACAAGGACUACUCGAGAUCUUCAAAGCGGCCCCUGAGACCCGUGAUAACGAAUCAAUCUCAACGAUCAGAGAAAGAUCUUCGCACUUGAAGAACUCUGUGGAAGCUAUCACUUCGUGGAAAAAUCUUACUGAAGAGACACUCGAUAUAUAUCAAAUUAUGAUGGCUGUCGCUGCUGCCCAGAAGAACCGCGAGAUGUUCGCUAUCAAGAAAUCUUACAGCAUUGAGAACGGGUAUCCAGCCCGUCGCCGUUCACUCGUGGACGACGCCCGCUUUGAAACUUUGGUUGUGAAGCAAACGAAGCAAAGCGUACUUGAGGAAGCACGCCAGCGUGCUAAUGACACAAGUGCCGAUCAGGCGAUCGUGUGUGGUCAGGAGCAACUGCCCCAAGACGAAGAACACUACGUCGACGCCUCAUCGAGCGACGAUGAACAGGGUGAGACGCUCGCCUGCGCCGCUAAGGAAGGAGAAGCCAAGGCCGAAGCUUCCUCAUCGGACGGCGAAGGAAAAUUCGAAAAUGACGAUGCUGGUCUUACCGAGGAAGAAAUUGUGCUCGCCAAGACCAUCGCCGAGGCUCCGGAAGGCGAACACAGCGUCCAGAAAGCCGCUCUCGUCCUGCGUUUGCGCGAAGGGAUCGGUUCUCUUGGUCGCAUCUUGAAGACUGUUGAAAACUUCAAGGGUACCGUGACACACGUCGAGUCGCGUCCAUCCAAGAAGGAGGGUCUUCAAUUCGACGUGCUUGUCAAGGUCGAUAUGACUAGGCAGAGCCUUCUCCAGCUGAUCAGGAACCUAAGACAGAGUUCCAGUCUCGGUGGUGUCACUCUGCUAGCUGAUAACUCUAUGAGCAUCAAGGAUCCCUGGUUCCCAAGACACGCAUCCGAGCUGGACAACUGCAAUCAUCUCAUGACCAAAUAUGAACCCGACCUUGACAUGAACCACCCUGGAUUCGCUGACAAGGAGUACCGCGCUCGCAGGAAAACAAUCGCCGAGAUUGCCUUCGCUUACAAGUACGGAGACCCAAUCCCCAACAUCCGUUACACCGAAACCGAGAAUACUACCUGGUCUCGCGUCUUCAGCACCGUCGAGGAACUGGUACCUAAGCACGCCUGCGUCGAGUACCAGAGAGUCUUCCAGAAACUCAAAGAGGAACGUAUCUUCGAGGCCCAUCGCAUUCCCCAGCUGCAAGAGGUCAGCGAUUUUCUUAAGAAGAACACUGGAUUCACUCUGCGUCCUGCAGCUGGGCUACUGACUGCCAGGGACUUCCUGUCUAGCUUGGCUUUCAGGAUCUUCCAGAGCACCCAGUAUGUCCGUCACAUCAACAGCCCUUAUCAUACACCAGAACCUGAUUGCAUCCACGAGCUCUUGGGUCACAUGCCCCUUCUGGCCGAUCCGAGCUUCGCUCAGUUCUCUCAGGAAAUUGGUUUGGCUUCCUUGGGUGCGUCCGACGAGGACAUCGAGAAGCUUUCGACCAUCUACUGGUUCACCGUGGAGUUCGGUCUCUGCAAGGAAGGUCAAGAGGUUAAGGCCUACGGAGCAGGUCUGCUCUCGGCCUACGGCGAGCUUCUACACUCGUUGAGCGACAAGUGCGAGCACCGAUCAUUCGAGCCAAGCGUGACCGCUGUCCAGCCUUAUCAGGAUCAAGAUUACCAACCCAUCUACUACGUGGCCGAGAGCUUCGAGGACGCCAAGGAGAAAUUCCGUCGCUGGGUCAGCACCAUGAACCGACCUUUCGAAGUUAGGUACGACCCUCACACGCAGCAGGUGGAAGUCCUGGACAGCGUUGACAGGCUCGAGGGUCUCAUCUCUCAGUUGAACACCGAGAUGCUCCACCUCUCGAACGCCAUAAACAAAAUCAAGGCGUCCUUCGCGUAAGGACUCGAUCUGGAUGACCCAAAGUCCCAUAGCUCAUACCUCUCGCCAUAUGAUAUUCACCCUCGCGACCCAUCAUCUUAUUGAGCCUGGCUCUUAAUCAACGAGUAACUUGUCGUCGCCGAAAAAGAGAAAAACGCACCAACCACCGACGAGAACGAAUCCUCGGGACGGGAGCUUCGUGCUUGAGUAACUACGUCGCUAGUGUGACUGCAAGGCGACGAAUCCCGAAGGAUGCCACGGAGACUCCAGGAACGUUCCUUCAGGAUUUUUUAUUCAUUCGUACGAAGCUCUCUUUGAUAUCAUCAUCGUCAUUCUUCUCAUCAACCUCAAGUCUUCGCCCUGUGUAUAAAGUCGUCAUUUAUUAAUUCGCCCUGUACCCAUGCACGCGCACGUCCCACGCGCCAAUAUCUCUGUGCUCGCAAAUUCAACGUACGUGCGCGUUAAUGGGUAUUCACGCGUUACGUUACAUUGUAAUAUUAUAUUGACUUAACCCCCCCUGAAAUACGUAAUAAUCGCGCACACUAUUUCCCACGUAAAUUCCCAUUUUUGGGAUUUUAACGCGGUUUUCUGUGCACAAGGUAUGUGUGAUUUCUUAGUUUGCUGCAUACGUACUAACUGACUAUAAAUUAAUGCGGGUUUUCACCGCAGCGUUCCGUGAACUUUUGAUUCCAAGUAGAUCUCUCUUAUAUUGUUGGUAUGAAUGUGUAGACACUAAAUGAUUCGACCACUCAUGAUGGUACCGUGUGUACGCGUCGCACUGUCGUUAUAUAUAUUAAUAUGUCUAUGCAUAUAUAUAUAUAUAUAUAUAUAUAUAUAUAUAUAUAUAUAUAUAUAUAUAUAUAUAUGUAUACACGUUAGCGAUAUAUGUCGUAAAUCAAUCUGAAACGCAAAUCGAACUUUGCGACAGCGAUAUUUCUCGCUAGUAAUUAGUGUAGAUGGAUACCAUUAAUACGCUUACGCACCUUGCACUACUGCAUAUAUUGCUGAUUGUUUGUAAAGCGCACUGUUAUUCCUUUAUUACGUUAUUGCAAUUCAACAAGCGUACGAAUCAUUUGGUUUGUAUUAUAUUGUAAAGAACCAGCAUAAUAAAAAUCAAGAUUGAAUCUUAA